UGGUUUUGCCCGUGGACCCGCUCCAGCUCCUUCAGCUCACACAGCUCCACAAUAUACUGAUUUUUUUGUCUGUCAGUUUGCUGUAGUAAUGCCGUUACACGCCACAAACGCUGCGGGAACACUACCGGGCCUGGACGGUUCCUCCACCGCGGCAGGGAGUGUGUAAAUGGCUGUCCGUGUCGUCCGGAUGAGCCCCGCGGAAGAGCCGCACUGCCAGCGCCUGGAAUAGACAAGGCAUUCCUAUUCCCAUCUGUCCACCCCCUCCCUCCCUACUCUCCUCUGGGGCUGUAAAUAAGCCGGGGCUGUGUGGACCCUUGAGAAGUCCUCCCCCUCACACUCUAUCCUCCUCUAUCUCCAUCCCCCGGCCCACUCAGCAUCCACCGCUCUGCUGAAAGGUGCCAAGGAGAUGCUCAGAUGAUCCAUCGGGCCGUUCUGAAUCACCACACGGCCCCGGACAGGGAAGACUAACCAGAGUGUGAGCGAGCCCUCGGAGAUCCCCCACAACUACCCCCGCCAAGCCUGGCAGAAAGCUCGGCUUGCCCCUUCACUCCUGCAGCCCCUGAGAUGCCCUCCCCUCCCAAUGAUGGAGAGGAUCAAGGAGCGUCCCCCGUGAACGGGCCAUCUGUGGGCUCCUACCAGAGCAGUGGGAAGAGGAAGAUGCACACCAAAAAGAAGAAAGGCACCAUCACUGCCAACGUCGCUGGCACCAAAUAUGAGAUCGUUCGUAUCGUCAUCAACGAGAUGGACUUCCUCAAGACCCGGGAUGAAGACGAGACGGCCAACCUCAUCUGGAACGACUCGGCCGUGCAGCACGAGAAGAUCGCUGAGCUCAGGAACUAUCAGAGAAUUAACCAUUUCCCUGGCAUGGGCGAAAUCUGCCGGAAAGACUGCCUCGCGAGGAACAUGUCCAACAGCCAUUUAUCAGAAGGAGGGGUGAUGAAUGUCUUCCAGCGCAAAGAGGAAAAUAGGAACAGAGACCUUAUCCGGCUCUUUGACUCAAUAGAAAGCAGCGUACAAUGCAUCCCUCUGUAUGCCGAGGACAGAGCUCCACUAAGACCUACAAGGAAGCAGGACCAGUCUGGUCCUAAUGAACCCCUGCAGGCUCCCAAAACCCCCCGCUCUGAUUUCCUUAAAGAAAAAGUCCUGAAUAUUCUUUCAAUGUUUCUCCUCUCUCUUCUCUGGCAGAUCAAUCGAGCGCCGAGCUUCGGGACCGAUCAGAAGAUUGAUUACGACGUGAAGAAAGGGGUGCUGCUCAACGCUCUGAAACUCCUCAACAUUAGGGCCAGCGAUAAGAAGCGCAACCUGGCCCAGCAAAAGGCUGAAGCUCAGCGACGGCUCUACGGACACAGAUCCAUGAAGAAGCUCUCGGCCGCUUCCUCGGACUGGGAGAAACAACGUCACACACUUGAACGAAGAAGAGAAGAGCUGAAAGAGCGACUGGCACAAGUCCGCAAGCAGAUUUCCAGGGAGGAACAUGAAAAGCAACAUCUGGGGAACUACAGACGUAUUUACCCCCCAGAUGACAAGCUGCUGCUGGAGAAGUAUGAAAGCCUGCUCUCGGCUGCCUUUCAGACCUUCCUCGCCGGGCGAGCUGCCUCACUUCAAAAGGAAAUGAAUAAUCCUCUGAAACGAAUGAAGGAGGAGGACAUUUUGGACCUGCUGGAGCAGUGUGAGCUGGACGAUGAGAAGCUGAUGGGCAAAUCCUCCCGGCAACGAGGCCCUAAGCCGCUGACCGCCAUGCCGGAGUGCAGUCAGACGCCCAGACGUCAGAGGCCGGACUACCUGGCCGACUUCAGCAGCGGCAGCAGCGCUGAUAACUCCUGCACCUCUUCAGACGAGGAGGAGGAGGAGAAGAGGAAAGCUGGAGGAGGAAGAGGCGGAGAGAAGAGAGGGGAGAAGAAAGUUUCCUAUGACCUUGGGGAGACCAAGGAGAAGAACUUGGCUGAGCGCUCAGGUCGCAUGCACUUGAAACCUCCAAUCAAGUCGCUCAAAGCCGGCGCCGCCCCGACCGCCUCGCCGACGCUCUCCGGGCCAAUCAGGCGCUCCAUCUCCUGCCCGCGCUCCAUCGCCUCCCUCUCGUCGCCCAGCGAGGUGCGAGCGCCGCCUGCCAGGCCGUCCCCCGCCGUCCCCAUGGCCACGCCCCUCGUCAGGCCCAGCUCCGCCACGCUGCGCUCCCAUUCGCUGAGCCGCAGUGGCUCCGCCCACCGCGUGCCUCACAGCAACAGCCUGGGGACCAUCCACUCCAACAUAGGAGAGCCGCUGAUCAACCUGCGGAGUAAAGAGCAGGAGGCUGAGCUGGUCCGUCAGACUCUGGCCGUCCUCACUGCCAUGAGGAUCAGGUUCCCGGGGAAAACCGAGGAAGAGGCCGAGGCGGUGCUGGAUGAGAUUCUCGACAACUGGAAGUAUCACAAACCAAAGGUGGCCUCCUAUUGGCUGGUGAAGUUGGACUCAACCAAACAGCGGAAGGUGUUGGACAUCGUUCGCACUAACGUUCGCUCGGCGCUGCAGCGGAUCUGGAGGGAGCCAGACGUGGAGAGCCUCCACCUCUACCGGCUCUUUAACCGGGUCUUCAACCGGCUGCUGUGGAGCCACGGACAGGGCCUAUGGAACUGCUUCUCCAACACUGGCUCAUCGUGGGAGACCAUCUUCAGUAAGAGCAGCGAGGUGGUGUCGCCCCAGGAGCUGCAGUGCUGCCGCCGGCUGGUCCAGCUGUGCCGGGACUGCCUGUUGGUCGUCUACAAGUUCGUCUCGGAGUCCCGCGGCUCUCUGACCGGACUCAGCCCCGAGUGGGACGACACGAGGUAUCUGCUGCCAGUGACCUCCCAGUUCAUCAUGAAGUGGCCUUCGUCCAGCUUUGGCCGCCUGUCCUCGGCCGUGCCGCGCUCCCGCAGCCUUUUCGCCGCCAGGAUGGGCCACUUCUGAGGUCACCGUGGCAACCCUGGCUCCCGACUCCUUCGCCUUUUGACCUCCCGUCCCUCAAACCGCCGCCCAGCCAAACCUACAUCUUCCCGGUAUGGAUCUGACUUUGGUCGACCGGACCGGGGCUCGACUCGGCCCCCGAGCCCUUCGUGGAAGAUCGGCGGAUUUCUUUUUUUUUUUUUUUUGGAUCGGCCGCCGUUCAGACCAGCAGACCUCCGGUUCCCUCCGUCCCUCCUUCACUUCUCCCCCUCGGUUCUCAUUGUAACCACUGUAUUAUACUCAGUGUACAGCUAGAAGUCAUGGUACUGUAAAAGGAAAGAAUAACAAAUACUAAACAAUGCAAGGAUUGUUUAUUUAUUUAUUUAUUUAUUUUCUAAACUCCAUGGAUGCAGUGAAUGCAGAAUGCAGAUCAACAAGUGGAUGUAAAAAAAAGCUUAUUUUUUGUUUAAUUUAUUUCCUAACUUAAAACAGAGGCUUUAUUAACAGUCACUUUAUGUUGUAGAUUUUUGUUUUUUUUAGCGAGGUGCUGCCUGGAGAAGUGAAAAUGUUUGAACUUUUGAAUGCUAAUUCUUCAUUAGUUUCCCUGUGUGAAGAGCAGCGCUAAUAAAGCAACACGGUGUUUAGAAUGUCAGCGUAGUGAAAAGCCAAGCCGACUCUGAUGCCACGGCAUGAAGAGCCGAAAACCUCUCGGAGCACCGUCACUUCCUAAUAAAGCACUUUGCAGUUUGUCAUGGAAAAAACAGAGAGAGCGAGCGAGCGGCUGCACAUUAGUAGAGUCUGCAUGCCUAGAUUUAGUCCCUUUAGACUCAGCUGUAGAGCUUAGAAAGAGGAGCUGCGUUCGGAUUAUACUUGAAGUUUUGUGUUGUCAUUAAUUCUCGUGUCUUUGUACCGGCUGAAGGAGACACUUCACUUCUACAUUUGUCAUCUGGAUGUGUUUGGAGGCCGGGAAUCACAGGUGUGCCAACAAAACGCACGUCUACUUCACGUGUUUGCUUUUUAAUUCACUGCAGGACCUCAGUUUGACAGUAUUAAGUGUUGCUCAGACAAACACAGUGUUCUAUGUUGGUAGUUUGUGUGUUUCCCACCAGCUGACGGUGAUUAAAGAUGGUAGUCGGAGCGUUUUUAUUUAACUAUUUGGACUAACAGGUGUAGCAGCGGCGCUAAAAGCUAAAACUGCUCCAGUGGAAUUUUCCUCCCCGUAAACUGAACAUCAAGUCACAAUGCCAAAUAUUUUUAUUUUGCCUGAUUUUAUUUGUGUUAUUUAAGAGUAGGACUUCUUUUUCAUUGGAGGUAUGAGAUUUUUAAUUUUACAUAGCAAUAAAAUGUUUAAACAAA
Molecule: messenger RNA, 4254 nt
Organism: Amphiprion ocellaris (clown anemonefish)
Lineage: Eukaryota; Metazoa; Chordata; Actinopteri; Pomacentridae
Gene: ttll7
Product: tubulin tyrosine ligase-like family, member 7
Exons: 19
Coding region: 565-2922 (785 amino acids)
Biological process (GO): protein polyglutamylation; microtubule cytoskeleton organization
Cellular component (GO): cilium
Molecular function (GO): tubulin binding; tubulin-glutamic acid ligase activity
Source: RefSeq, a predicted model, not a curated record